Messenger RNA from Danio aesculapii, 2373 nucleotides. It is a transcript of the gene ppp1r3db, whose product is annotated as protein phosphatase 1, regulatory subunit 3Db. The record is from RefSeq and is a predicted model, not a curated record. Gene Ontology annotation, cellular component: protein phosphatase type 1 complex. Bases 403 to 1293 code for a protein of 296 amino acids. Gene Ontology annotation, molecular function: glycogen binding; protein phosphatase 1 binding. NCBI's taxonomy places the organism in Eukaryota, Metazoa, Chordata, Actinopteri, Cypriniformes, Danionidae. The transcript is spliced from 2 exons. Gene Ontology annotation, biological process: regulation of glycogen biosynthetic process.
CUGGACCCUUUAAACAGAAUUACACAGGCUACAUACGCGUGUAAAUAUUAUCGACCGUGCAAAUAACACGUCUCAGCGGUGUGUUUUGGAAACUGAAAUGUUUAUAUGUGGUUUUCAGACUGCAGAAUGUCUUAUUUGAUGCACGGUGGUCUAAUAAUAAUCGUCGGCGUGUGCUGGUUUGGCUUCACCUCCCAGCGCGACCACCGUUUAAAUGUCAAAGGCGCUCGAUCUCCGCGUAUUUUAUUACAAUCUCUCUGGGGGAUGAAGACCUCUUGUCUACUUUAACGUUAGUCUUUGUGUGCAUAGUCAUUCGUUUUUAAUUGCACGUCCCGAGGGAGAGUUCUUCAUAAAGUCAAGUGCCUCGUGGAUCACCAAGAUCUUCCCCAAGAAAUCCCACUGAGAAUGGAGUCCUAUCCGCACGUCUCAGGACCCGCCUUGCAGUUCACAAGUGCAUUUGGCGAGCUAUCAAAACCCAUCAAAACCUUUCAUCUGCGCAACAUUUACAACCCCAAACCCCCUCCCCAGCGCCCCCCAGUGGCCAUACGACCACCCAGCCCAAAACCAGCAUCCGUUCCUCCACAGGAUCCCGUGAUCCGGCGGCGGCUGUCCUGCGAACCGGAGCCCAAACCCAUCAUGAGGAGAAGAGCCAAAUCCCUCUCAUCCUCCAGCGAUCAGCAAACCUGCAGGAACGUCCAGGUCCGCUUCGUGGACUCUCUCGGCCUGCAGCUGGAAGAUGUGAAGUUCUUCAAAUCCAGUGACGAUCCACUGGUGCCGGUUCACGUCAUCACACGCCUAUUGGCCAGCUCAGAACUGGCCUCUAAGAAAAACCUGGAGCUCUCCUUACCUUAUUUCCAGCCCUCCUUCCCUGAUAACAUGACCACCAAUGUCUCUGCGUUCACCAGGCGUUUGUGCCGGCAGAGAGUGUGUCUGGAGCGGGUGUUUUGCUCAGAGCUGGGCAUCACUGGAACUGCAGAAGUGCUGAAUUUGUGCUUCCAGAAGGAGGUCAUAGUGCGCUACUCCUUCACCGACUGGAGGAGCAGUGCGGACUGUAGGGCCGGCUGGGUGUGCAGCGUGCGCAGGGGGGAUCUGGAGACCGACGUUUUCCGUUUUCUCCUGCCGGUGCCUCCGUUCAUCAUGCAGCCGGGCGCCGUGCUGCAGUUCGCCGUCUGCUUCCGGGUGCCAGGAUCUGAGUUCUGGGACAACAAUGACGGGUGUAAUUAUAAACUGACCUGCCAGACUUAUAAACUGACCGUCCCUAGAGAGUGUGAAGACAGCCUAGUGCAUUUCAUUUGAGCGUACACUAAAAGAUUUCACACACACACACACACACAUACAUAUGUUGGUUUUUGAGGACUCUCCAUAGGCGUAAUCAGGGUGCGAAUUAUUGGGGGGUUUGGGGGAGAUUCAUUCAUUUAUUUUAUUUUCCUUAAGGCUGAUUUAUACUUCUGCAUCAAGCGUAUGCGUAUGCUACGGCACGGCCUACGCGUGGACGCACAGCCCUCGCCGUGGCAGUCAGCAAUGCUGACGUGCACCUCUCCAAAAAUGUAGCUACGUGUCGCAACGAUGCGUAGAGCAAGCUCUGUGAUUGGUCGGCUUGGUAGCGCUGACGAGUGUGGGCGGGACCGAGAGCCGCGCGAGCCCGAUGGAGCGAUUGUUUACAAGUGUGGAGUGCCGUGAAGGAGCUCCAGAUGGAAAGUUUUGCUUUGUGUUUACCUCAUGAUUAAAGAUGUUGCACGUCUGCCGGUUCCUGCAUUAAAAUGAGCGAGUUUGAUCCACUUGUACAUUAAGGAAGCGUUCAGAAAAAACAAAACACCAGCGAAGAAACUCGACACACAGGAACAUAAACACUUCACUGCCAACUAGCAUUUCAGAAGUGUUAUUGCAGAACAACAGUAACAGCACACAGACGUAUAAAUGCACAGCUACACACAUUGAAUGCGCCGUGGGUCACGCCGAUCACUUGACGCAGAAGUCUAAACCAGGCUUUAGUCUCUAUUUCAGAGGUCGCCACAGUGGAAUGAACCGCCAACUAUUCUAAUCAGACUUGAUCAAAACAGUCUGCAGAAACACUUUGAUCGACAUUCUCCCUUUGUACGUGUCAUCAGAGGGGGAAAGCCCCGCCCACUAGUCCCAUCUCUCCAUCUCAUUAGCAUAAACAGCAGCCCUGAGUGAGAAGCAGCCGUCUGUCCAUUAGCCAUGAGAGUGUUUGAGCUGCUGAAGAUAAUGUCAGCAUAGACUAAGAGGAUUAUAGAUGUGGAUUAGAUUUUUCUGAAUCAAACUGUCACAUGUAAACCUAUUUAUACAUGGUUAACAUACUCUUCCAAAUAACUUACAAAUGUUUUUAAUAAAAUCUGCAUAUAAUUUCACUUUUUA